GCUGCAUUCCUCUCCACUCCGCUCCAUUCACGCGAAGGGAGCCGUCGCAGAGAGAGCACCUCCAACUCCGCGACCAGCGUGGACAUGUACCCAAGUUUUGGAAUUUAAAAGCAUGGCAGGGACACCGACCCUACGGAUCACCUGAACCCGGCUCCCUCCUUGUGCCUCCCUGGAUGGUGUUCCUGAUGACUGCUCACAGCGCUGAAAACAGGACAGUGGAUCAAUAGGAGUUUUGUUUCUCCUUCCCUGCUCCUUCUUUCCCUCAAGCUCUUUCCCUCUUAUUCCUCAGAAGUGGAACUGGAAAUCAAAUACUAAUCCUAGGUACCACAGUUUGUACUCUUCCUCCUCCUCUCUUUCUCCUUCCCCAUUCCCCUAAGCCUUGCCUGUCAACACCCCAGAUAUGAAGCUUGACGUAUGGCCAGUAGCUGUCCCUGGCCAGGGGAAUUUGUCGCUCCUCAUGGGACUUUUACUCAUCGUGGGCUCAUCCCUCUCCGGAGGGCAGCCCCCACCAUUUAAACGGUUUUCCUCCACUGAGUGUUUACUUACACAUCUGGCCAUCCACAACAAGACUGGAGAGGUCUACGUAGGAGCUGUCAACUGGAUUUUCAAGCUGUCGAGUAACCUGACUAAACUGCGAAACCACAUGACUGGCCCAGUAGUGGACAAUGAGAAGUGCUAUCCUCCACCCAGCGUCCAGUCCUGCCCCCAUGACCUGGCCCAGACCCCCAAUGUGAACAAGCUGCUCCUUAUAGACUACGGUCAGAAUCGUCUCAUUGCGUGUGGCAGCACAUCACAAGGCAUCUGCCAGUUCUUGCGUCUGGAUGACCUUUUCAAGCUGGGCGAGCCUCACCACCGCAAGGAGCACUACCUCUCCAGUGUAGCAGAGUCGGGCACCAUGUCAGGGGUCAUCAUAAGUUCUCCACAAAAUCCCACUAGCAAGUUAUUCAUAGGGACCCCCAUUGAUGGCAAGUCUGAGUACUUCCCCACCUUGUCCAGCCGCAAACUGAUGGAGAAUGAGGAAAACGCUGACAUGUUCAGCUUCGUCUAUCAGGACGAGUUUGUCUCAUCUCAGCUAAAGAUUCCCUCAGACACUCUGUCCAAGUUUCCCGCCUUUGACAUCUAUUAUGUUUACAGCUUCAGCAGCGAACAGUUCGUUUAUUAUCUAACGAUGCAGCUAGACACACAGUUGACCUCACCGGAUGUUAGCGGGGAACAGUUCUUCACCUCUAAAAUUGUGCGCCUCUGCAUGGACGACCCCAAGUUUUACUCCUACGUUGAGUUUCCCAUUGGCUGCACUAAGGAUGGGAUAGAGUACCGCUUAGUGCAGGAUGCCUUCUUGGCUAGGCCAGGCCGGCAGCUGGCCAACUCCCUGGGGGUUUCAGAGAAUGAGGACAUCCUCUUCACGGUGUUCUCUCAGGGUCAGAAAAAUCGAGCGAAGCCACCCAAAGAAUCAGCGUUGUGUCUGUUCACCCUGAGGAAGAUAAAGGAGAAGAUCAAAGAGAGAAUUCAGUCGUGCUACAGGGGAGAAGGGAAACUCUCUUUACCCUGGCUGCUCAACAAGGAGCUCGAAUGCAUCAACUCGCCCCUGCAGAUAGAUGAUGACUUCUGUGGCCAGGACUUCAACCAGCCCCUGGGGGGAACCAGCACCAUCGAAGGGACGCCGCUCUUCAUAGACAAGGAUGAUGGCAUGACCUCUGUGGCAGCGUACGACUACCGUGGCAACACUGUGGCUUUUGUGGGCACUCGCAAUGGGAAGCUAAAGAAGAUUUUGGUGAACUCUGUGAGCACCAACCGUCCUGCUGUUCUGUACGAGAAGGUGACCAUCAGCGACAAUGGAAGUCCGUUACUGCGAGACAUGCUGUUCAGCCCCGACCUGCAGUACAUCUACACUCUGACCGACAGACAGGUGGUGAGAGUUCCAGUGGAGAGCUGUGAGCAGUACACCACUUGUGGCGAGUGUUUGGGCUCCAGAGAUCCCCACUGUGGUUGGUGUGUUCUCCACAAUGUAUGUUCCCGUAAAGACCAUUGUGAACGAGCCGGGGAGCCUCAGAGGUUUGCAUCUGACCAGAGACAGUGUGUGGAGCUGACUGUUCAGCCAAAAAAUAUCUCUGUCACCAUGUCUGAAGUCCAGCUGGUCCUCCAGGCUCGUAAUGUGCCCGAUCUGUCUGCGGGGGUUAACUGCUCCUUCGAGGACUAUGUGGAGACAGAGGGACGAAUCCAGGGUGGACACAUCUUUUGCUUGUCUCCAUCUGCUAAAGACAUCGCUCCCAUCACCAGGAACAAAGGUGACAAGCGGGUGGUGAAGCUCUACCUUAAGUCCAAGGAAACAGGAAAGAAGUUUGCCAGCGUUGACUUUGUCUUCUACAACUGCAGCGUCCACGAGUCCUGCCUUUCCUGUGUAAACGGCUCUUAUCCAUGUCACUGGUGCAAGUACCGCCACAUGUGCACUCAAAACGCCAACGACUGCUCUUUCCAGGAGGGACGUGUCAACAAUUCUGAGGACUGCCCCCAAAUCCUGCCAUCCACCCAGAUUUACAUCCCAGUUGGCGUGACCAAGCCCAUCACUUUAGCUGCCAGGAACCUGCCACAGCCCCAGUCCGGACAGAGGAACUACGAGUGUGUUUUCCACAUCCAGGGGGAGACCCACAGCGUUCCGGCUCUGCGCUUCAACAGCUCGUCCAUCCAGUGCCAGAAAACAGUGUACACAUAUGAAGGAAAUGACAUCAGUGACCUGCCAGUGGAUCUAUCUGUAGUUUGGAAUGGGAACUUCGUCAUCGACAACCCCUACAACAUUAAAGCUCACCUGUAUAAGUGCUAUGCACUGAGAGAAAGCUGUGGGAUGUGUUUGAAGGCGAACCCCAGAUUCGAGUGUGGCUGGUGCGUAGGGGAUAAGAAAUGCUCUCUCAGACAAGAGUGUGCUCCUCCAGAGAGCACCUGGAUGCACGCUACAACCGGGAACAGCCGCUGUGCACACCCUAAGAUCACAAAGCUGUCCCCAGAGACAGGACCCAGGCAGGGAGGGACCAUGCUGACCAUCAUCGGUGAGAACCUGGGCCUGCAGUUCAAAGACAUCCAGAAUGGAGUCCGCAUCGGGAAGGUGAUCUGCAGCCCUCAGGAGGACCAGUACAUCAGUGCUGAGCAGAUUGUGUGUCGGCUGAAUGAUGCAACGGGUUACCGAGUGCAGGACGCUCAGGUGGAGGUGUGUGUGAGAGACUGCAUUCAUCCUGACUACAAAGCAGUCUCGACCAAGGCCUUCACCUUUGUGUCUCCACAUUUUUCCCGUGUCCAACCCUCUGCCGGGCCUCUGUCUGGAGGAACAAGGAUCACCAUUGAAGGCAGUCACCUCAAUGCAGGCAGCGCCGUAUCUGUGAAGAUCGGGCUUCACUCAUGCCGCUUUGAGAGGCGGAACAGCAAGGAGAUUGUGUGCGUGACCCCAGCUGGCCAGGCCUCAGGUGCCACCCCGGUGAUGGUGGACAUCAACUCUGCAGAGAUGAGGAACCCGGAAGUCAAGUUCAGCUACACAGAUGAUCCCACCAUCCUCAAGAUAGAGCCAGAUUGGAGUAUCGCCAGUGGCGGAACCAUGCUGACCAUUACCGGAAUCAACCUGGCCACCAUUAAAGAGCCCAAAAUGAGAGCCAAGUAUGGAGCUGCAGAAUCAGAAAAUAACUGCACAGUCGUCAACAACACAGUGAUGGAGUGUCUGGCGCCCUCUGUGGCCGGAUCUGACAAGAGCUUUUCAGAACUGGGUAGCAGUCCGGAUGAGAUUGGUUUUGUCAUGGAUGGAGUUCGCUCGGUGCUGGUGGUAAACGAGACCUUCAGCUACCAUCCCAACCCAGAGUUUGAGCCUCUGAGCUCCACAGGCAUGCUAGAGCUGAAGCCCAGCUCACCACUCAUCCUCAAGGGCCGUAACCUAAUUCCUGCAGCUCCAGGGAAUACUAAACUGAACUACACGGUGCUGAUCGGGGAGACGCCCUGCGUUCUCACCCUGUCAGAGAGCCAGCUGCUGUGUGAGUGGCCCAAUCUGACCGGAGAACACAAAGUCACAGUUCGUGUUGGGGGCUUUGAAUACUCGCCGGGGACUCUUCAGAUCUACUCCGACAGCCUGCUCACCCUGCCCGCUAUCAUCGGUAUCGGAGGAGGUGGAGGCCUGCUUCUGCUGGUCAUCAUCAUGGUGUUGAUCGCCUACAAGAGGAAAUCAAGGGACGCCGACCGCACCCUCAAAAGGUUGCAACUUCAGAUGGACAACCUGGAGUCCAGGGUCGCUCUGGAGUGCAAGGAAGCCUUUGCAGAGUUGCAGACAGACAUCCACGAGCUCACGCAGGAGCUGGACGGAGCAGGAAUCCCCUUCCUGGACUACCGCACCUAUGCCAUGAGGGUCCUGUUUCCUGGGAUUGAGGACCAUCCUGUACUCAAGGAGAUGGAGGUACGGGUCCCUGCGAACGUAGAAAAGUCCCUGACGUUAUUCGGCCAGCUGCUGACCAAGAAGCACUUCCUGCUGACUUUUAUUCGCACCCUGGAAGGCCAGCGCUCCUUCUCCAUGAGAGACCGAGGCAAUGUGGCCUCCCUCAUCAUGACGGCGUUGCAGGGGGAGAUGGAGUACGCCACGGGUGUCCUCAAGCAGCUCCUGUCUGACCUUAUUGACAAAAACCUGGAGAGCAAGAACCAUCCAAAGCUUUUACUCAGGAGAACGGAGUCAGUCGCUGAGAAGAUGCUCACAAACUGGUUCACCUUCCUGCUUUACAAGUUCCUCAAGGAAUGUGCCGGUGAGCCUCUCUUUAUGCUCUACUGUGCCAUGAAGCAGCAAAUGGAAAAGGGGCCGAUUGAUGCGAUCACAGGAGAAGCUCGCUAUUCCCUCAGUGAGGAUAAACUCAUCAGACAACAAAUAGACUACAAGACUUUGACGCUGCACUGUGUGAACCCAGAGAAUGAAAAUGCUCCAGAGGUGACCGUGAAGAGCCUGAACUGUGACACGGUGACGCAGGUGAAAGAGAAGCUGCUGGAUGCCGUGUACAAAGGGACACCGUACUCCCAGAGACCGAAGGCCUCUGAUAUGGACCUGGAGUGGCGUCAGGGCAGGAUGGCCCGGAUCAUCCUCCAGGACGAGGACGUCACCACUAAGAUCGAUAACGACUGGAAAAGACUCAACACCUUAGCUCACUACCAGGUGACUGACAGUUCGGUGAUCGCCCUGGUGCCUAAACAGAACUCAGCCUACAACAUCUCCAACUCCUCCACGUUUACUAAGUCUCUCAGCAGAUACGGUACGAGAGAAGAGAGCAUGCUGCGGGCAGCCAGCAGUCCGGACAGCCUCCGGUCCCGAACGCCCAUGAUCACCCCCGAUCUGGAGAGCGGCACCAAGCUGUGGCAUCUGGUGAAGAACCACGACCACUCAGACCAGAGAGAGGGGGACAGGGGGAGCAAAAUGGUCUCUGAGAUCUACCUGACCAGACUGCUGGCCACUAAGGGUACGCUCCAGAAGUUCGUAGAUGAUCUGUUUGAAACCAUCUUCAGCACAGCACACCGGGGCAGCGCCCUGCCGCUCGCCAUCAAGUACAUGUUUGACUUCCUGGAUGAGCAGGCGGAUAAGCACUCCAUAUCCGACCCAGAUGUACGGCACACCUGGAAGAGCAACUGUCUUCCUCUGAGGUUCUGGGUUAAUGUGAUCAAGAACCCCCAGUUUGUCUUUGACAUCCACAAGAACAGCAUCACAGACGCCUGCUUAUCUGUGGUGGCUCAGACCUUCAUGGACUCAUGUUCAACAUCAGAGCACAAACUUGGGAAGGACUCGCCUUCUAACAAGCUGCUGUAUGCUAAAGACAUCCCCAACUACAAGAACUGGGUAGAAAGGUACUACGCUGAUAUUUCCAGGAUGCCUGCCAUCAGUGACCAGGACAUGAGUGCCUACCUUGCGGAGCAGUCUCGUCUGCACUCCAACCAGUUCAACAGCAUGUCUGCUCUACACGAGAUCUACUCGUACAUCGUCAAGUACAAGGACGAGAUCUUGUCAGCUUUGGAGCGGGACGAGCAGUCAAGGAGACAGAGACUGAGGAGCAAGUUGGAGCAGGUCAUCGACACAAUGGCCCUGACCAGCUGAGGACCACCCUCCUCCUCCUCUUCUUCACUUCUCCUCUCCAUCUGUUAUUUCCCCCUUCGUCUCUGUCACCCGGACGAAAAACAAAAGUCCAACCGCCGGACCGGAGCAGUAGACAAACUGGGCAGGGAGGGGUUCAGCAGAGACGGGCGGGCCUGUGUACGCUUACAUGUCUAUGUUUGUGUUUGUCUGCAACCCCGUGAGGUGUGUGUGUAAAAGAGAGAGGGAAAAAGAGCGACAGCGGGCACCUUCACACACACGAAGAACAAGUUGACUGACAGCAUUUUGUUAUCGUGGAUGUUGACGUUUGUGGUUUGCUUGAUUUUGAUUUGAGACUUUUUGUCAUGAUGACGCUGAUGAUGAUAUCAAUGGAAGCUCACAAAAGAACUCCGUAUAUAUUACAUCAUUAUCAGCAGAAUGGACCAAUCAGUCGUGAGCCAGUGAAGAGAGGCUCUUUAGGUCACGUGACCCCAUCAGGCGUCACGCUUUUGUUUUUGUUUUUUGUAAAAAUGUAAUCAACUGCCCUCUCUCUGAUCUCUCGCCACUUGUAUUACUGCUUAAUUUGCACAAUUUACAGAAACGUUACAAAGCAAGACUAUAUAGAUAUUAUAUAUGAGUACAGCAAAGUUUCUAAGGACAGAUUAGGAGGAAAACCUUUUCUUUUUUGCUUUGGGAUUCCUUUAAAUGAACAGAUACAGGGAAACAAAACCAGUUGUGAUUUGAUUUUCAAGAAGAAAUAAAAGAAGAAAAGUCGGCAGAAAAUGAACGAAAAAUAAAAAAUCUGUACUGUGCCAAGUUUCCUUUGAAUGUUGUUUAGUGUGAAGACUUUUCCUUAGAUGGGAUGUGCUACUGCCGGAUAUUAAAUAUGAACAUGCCUAGUGACUGAAAAAGGUUAGCGGCUAGAGUAACGACCCAUCGUGGGAAGGACAGUUGUCACGACGAUGAGAUGCUGUUGUUGUAGUCGAUCAGUGCAAUCUGUAGGUUUCAUAAAGCCAAAUAUGACACGAUUGUUGCUUUAUCAUUGUUCUGCUGGUUUCUGGCUGCUUUUCCUUUAUGUCUCCAGCAGCAUCAGCUGCUUCAGGAUUAAGAGGCGGAGUCAUGACGUAGCCGCGCAGCUCUACCUGGAAUAUUACCCUUAAUGAUUUAACCAUUAGAUUGCCACUUCUUUUUAAAUUUAGUAAGAAAAUAGUCUUCAGGAGCCAAGGUCCUGCCUGCAUAUUUAGCAUAAAUGUUUUUAGGAGCUACAAUGAGGUCAGGUAGCGCUUAGCAGAGCGCCUUCAGAAGUAAGACUAAGUCAGAAAAGCCGUUUCCAGCCUACAGCCACAGUUGCGUUUCUCUACGGUAAUACCCAAAUAAAUGGGCAUGGAAAUGAUAAACGGAGUGUUUCUUUCCACCUCUGACCUAUAAAUUUGAAACAUGGAUUUUAGCUUUUUAUCCUCUCAGAGUUUGUGAGAUAGAGUGAUGAGACGUCUGUUCAUUAGCUACAGCAGGCUGAGUAAUCCUGCUCUUGGCCUGCAGCUCUUGUUUUGAAACCAGACAUGUUUGGCUUCAGCUUUUUAUAUUACUACUUUCUUCAGACUGUUUCUUUCCCUUUCCAUGCUUUUUGACCUCAUGGUGAAAAAUCAUUUCAUUUCUUUGCUUGCCGAAAACCAAACAGUGGUCUGUGUAAUGUUUUUGUAGUUUCAUUUGUAAAUUGUAAACUUUUUCAUGAACAAAAGCAGUUUUUCCCUUAUUUUUAAUUUCUUUUGUAAUGUUUAUUUCUUUGACGUGUAAAUUGUACAUUUUGAGGUACAUGGAAGAGAAAAUUCCUUUCAGCCUGCCUGGAGAUGAAGUAAACUUGACGGAACUUUUUAUUUCCCUGAUGUCAAGGAUCCAUAAAGCGAUUGUAUGGGAUCAGACAAACGUCCGCGUCGUAGUGAUGGAAAUGUGACUUGCUGCUUUAACUAUUGAGGUUUUGUUUUUAUCAGACAUUAGGGCUGUCAGUCAGUGCUGAUCAUAAAUGCUGUUCCACCUGACUGUUUAUCUGAGCUGCACAUCAACACGUCUCAACUGGAAACGGAAACGAAGCAGAUUAACUCCGAACACACACAAUUGAUCAGCAGCAGAUCAAUAUGUUUGCUAUUUCUGCAACAAUAUUCAAUAUGUUACUCAUCAGUUUCUUUAGACUCGAUGUUGCUUUUAUAUUAAAUAGAUGAGGUUAGAAGAGGACUUCGCAGACUCUGUCAGACACCAUCUGCUCCCUCCCUAAACACACAGUCUGGGUUGUAACAUUCUCUGUUUUUUGCUCUCAGUCUGGCUGAUUUCAGCCUCUCUGUCAUUUCCAUCAUCACCUCCCUGUUUAGACUGGCCUUGUUUUGUGAGUCUAAACAUAUUUCCAGAGAAACUCAUCAGCUUCUCUCCUCCAUCCUUCACUUUGCAUCGAUUCUGACUGAUGACUUGUAUUUACUGGUACUGAUGUUGAAGAAUGUUCAUUGUCUAAAAGCAUUUAUGUCAUCAGCAGCUGCCAGCAUCCCAGCUGUUGGUGUUUCUGGUUUUCAGCUGGUUUCAGUCUCAUGAACAGAUCAGUUACUGUACCAUCUUCAGGUUUUGUGGAUUCAGCCCUUUAUCUUGUCUACUGCUUUGCUCAAGAGUCAGUUUUGCCUUUCUGAACCAUCGCUGGAUCAAAGAAAACGUCCUGGCAUCUCCCUGCUCCUUAGUCUGGAUUUUUGUUUUCUUCAGAAGGAAAGUUACCAAGGAUCCAUGGAAACACAAAGCAACUGAAUUUCAGAUCGUCUGCAAGACACUUUUAUUACUCUGGUAACCACUCCGUUUUUAGAGUAUCAAACUUGAAGCGACUGUCACAAGUUUGCAGGUUAACAUUCAUUGUGUAAAUAUUCUGUUAUUUCCUAUUUUGCAGAUUUACUACUUGUAAAUAAACACGCAUCAAGGAGA
This is a messenger RNA of Nothobranchius furzeri (turquoise killifish), 9022 nucleotides long. It is a transcript of the gene plxna1b, whose product is annotated as plexin A1b. Gene Ontology annotation, biological process: regulation of GTPase activity; regulation of cell shape; semaphorin-plexin signaling pathway involved in axon guidance. Gene Ontology annotation, cellular component: semaphorin receptor complex; plasma membrane. Lineage: Eukaryota; Metazoa; Chordata; Actinopteri; Cyprinodontiformes; Nothobranchiidae. The record is from RefSeq and is a predicted model, not a curated record. Gene Ontology annotation, molecular function: protein binding; semaphorin receptor activity.